GAAGUAGCUAGCCAUGCUCGGCCUCCCCGCCGCGCCCCCGGCCGCCGCAGCACCGCCGAACCCGAAGGGCAAGGGGCGAUGCAGCGCCGCCCCGCCACCAGCGAUGACAGGCCGGGUGUCUCUGGCUGUCCCUGCGGCGGCUGUCUCGCUCUCGCUCUUCCUCUGGUCCAGUCCAGUGAACGCCGGCAUCCUGUCCGGUUUCUCGGGACUGGAGUCGACUCCCGGCCCCGACCUCCCCCGGCUCGAGUUCCUGGAGAAAUGGAAUGCGGAGAACCAGAAGAAGUACACCGAGUUCGAUAACAGGUUCAAGAAGUCCAAGGUGCUGCAGGACCUGCUCGAGAAGAGCAGGAAGAACAAAGAGAAGAACGAGAGGAUGAUCCAGGACAAGUACUGUCUGCGGGGCGCCGAGUGGGGCGUCGGGGACUGCUCCACGGAGGGCAUGUCAGACCAGGAGAGGGAGGACUUCAUUUCGGAGCUCAAGAAGAGAGCUGGAGCAGAGUAGCGAGCUGAGGACGUCAUUCAGUUUCAACAGACGAAGUAUGGGCACACUUCGCCACUGUAGCAGUCCAGGGAAUGGCCAUUUUACUCGUCAUACCCUGAUUACCAAGGGAAAUACGCAAACAAUGUAGACCAGCCCAUAGGCCACUGGGAGUGCGAGAAUGUUCACCAACAUCAUGCGAGCUCAGAAUUUGCAAUACAUAUGUACCCAUUGU
Messenger RNA from Zea mays, 713 nucleotides. RefSeq lists its product as uncharacterized. Lineage: Eukaryota; Viridiplantae; Streptophyta; Magnoliopsida; Poales; Poaceae. The transcript is spliced from 4 exons. Bases 14 to 502 code for a protein of 162 amino acids. The record is from RefSeq and is marked predicted.